GGCAACACUAUGCCUAGAAAACGGAUAAUACCUGUGGUUGAGCUUAAAGGAGUUAAAACCAUCGAGUACUGUGUUGCUAGAAAGGUUGGAAAGCGACGGGAAGCGUAGAAGAAAGAAAGUCCAGUUGCCUUUUGAAAAAAGUACCUUUAAGACAGCUGAACUUCCUCUUCCGGAUCACUCAUGGGAGGAGAGUGGUGUGCAGAGCGGUUUUUUUGCUCUUCUCAUGAUCGAAGCAGCAGCUGGAAGAUGACCAGGAUGGCAAUAAGAGCACUCUGGACAACUGUAAAUAACAAUCAGUGGUGAAAAGGGAAGAAAAUCAAGGCAGAAAUCAAAAUAUUUUCCAUUUCCUGCAGAAAACCAUACAAAUCUGCUCUUCCUCCAGCAGCUGACAAAAGAGAGAAAAUUGAGAAAGAAUAAGCAGAUUAUGGAGAACUCAAGGAUAAAUUGAAUGAGAGGUGAACGUAGAUUUUAUAUCAUUCAGCAAAAGAGGCAUAUAUGUGGAAGUCCGUGGGGAGGAAGGCAGACAGUAAUGCAGGCCUCUCUCUGUGAGGAAGAAGACGACUUAAAUGAAAGCACCACUAAACAAGACAUUGUCCAUAAUUUUGACCUCCUCAAGUAUAUCAGCUGUGAAAAAGCUCCAUAUAUUUGCCUAUUGUGGGAAAAGCACAGAUUGCAAAUCACAACUGAUUAUGUACUAGAGGGGCCAGAAAGGAGAAAAUCCAUACAAAUUACCUGAAUGUGGCAAAAACUAUGGUCACAACAGCUCCCUUGUGGUUCAUGGAAGUAUCACCACACAAGAGGGAAGUGCUCCCAAUGUAAAUGUUUUAGUGAGCAUGGCAACAUGGUGCUACAUUAGAUAACUCACAGGAGGGAAAAAACGUAUGACUGCAGAUUGUGAGAAAGUUACAUUAGAAAUUCUCAGGUCUUGAGACACUAAAGGAUACACACACAGGAAUAAAACCAUUUGGACAUCCUUUCUGUGGGAAAAGUUUCAGUGAGAAUUCCACCCUAGUGAAGCACCCAAGGACUCCCACAAAAGUGAAACCAUUUGAAUGUCAUGAUUGUGGGGAAAAAUUUAGUCACAAUUUUAGUCUGGUGGCACAUCAGUAGAUUGAAUCCAGGGAGAAACUGUAUGAGUAUCCAGAUUGUGGGAAAAACAACAUUAGAAAUUUCCAUCUGAAGAGACACCAGACAACUCUCACAGAAGAAAACCCCUUUGAAUGUCCUGAUUAUGGGAAAGUCACAAUUCCAGCCUGGUGAUACAUCAGAAGACUCACAUAGGAGAUAAAUGCUUUGAAUGUCCUGAUUGUUGGAAAACUUUCAGUUAUGAUUCCAAUUUGUGAAAUACUAGAGGAACCAUAAAGGAGAAAAACCCAUUCAAUGUCCUGACUCUGGGAGAAAUUUCAAUCGUACUUGAAAAUACAUCAGAGGAUUCACUCCAUGGAGAAACCUUAUAAGUGUGGAGAUUGUGGGAAAAGUUUCAUUAGAAAUUCCCACCUCCUGAGACACAAGACCACACACACAGAAGAGAAACUCUUUGAAUGUCCGGACUGUGGGAAAAGCUUUAGUGAGAGUUUCAGCCUACGGAAACACCAGAUGACUCACACAGGAGAGAAGCCCUUUGAAUGUCUUAUCUGUGGGAAAACCUUUAAUCAGAAUUCCAAUCUGGUGACACAUCAGAGGACUCACACAGGUGAGAAACCCUUUGAAUGUCCUGACUGUGGGAAACGUUUCAGUUGGAAUUCCCAUCUGGUGAGACACCAGGUUACUCACACAGGAGAGAAACCAUUUGAAUGUCAUAUCUGUGGGAAAAACUUUAGUGAUAAUUGUAACCUGGUGAGACACCAGAGGACUCAUAGAGGAGAGAAACCCUUUGAAUGUCCUAUUUGUGGGAAAACCUUUAAACAGAAUUACAUUCUGGUGAGACACCAGAGGACUCAUACAGGAGAGAAACCCUUUGAAUGUCCUAUUUGUGGGAAAACCUUUAAACAGAAUUCCCUUCUGGUGAGACACCAGAGGACUCACACAGCAGAGAAACCCUUUGAAUGUCCUAUCUGUGGGAAAAGCUUUAGUGAUAAUUCCAGUCUUGUGACACACCAGAGGACUCACACCGGAGAGAAACCCUUCAAAUGUCCUGAUUGUGGAAAAGGUUUUAGUCAGAGUUCCAGCCUACGGACACACCAGAGGACUCACACAGGAGAGAAACCCGUUAAAUGUCUUAUCUGUGGGAAAAGCUUUAGUCAGAAUUCCCAUCUGGUGACACACCAGAUUACUCACACAGGAGAGAAACCCUUCAAAUGUCCUGAUUGUGGAAAAGGUUUUAGUCUGAGUUUCAGCCUACGAACACACCAGAGGACUCACACAGGAGAGAAACCCUUUGAAUGUCCUAUCUGUGGGAAAACCUUUAAUCAGAAUGGCAAUCUGGUGACACAUCAGAGGACUCACACAGGAGAGAAGCCCUUUGAAUGUCCUAUCUGUGGGAAAAGCUUUAAUCAGAAUUCCCAUCUGGUGAUACACCAGAGGACUCACACAGGAGAGAAACCCUUUGAAUGUCCUAUCUGUGGGAAAAGCUUUAUUAAAAAUUUGGAUCUGGUGAGACACCAGAGGACUCACACAGGAGAGAAACCCUUCAAAUGUCCUGAUUGUGGAAAAGGUUUUAGUGAGAGUUUCAGCCUACGGACACACCAGAGGACUCACACAGGAGAGAAACCCGUUAAAUGUCUUAUCUGUGGGAAAAGCUUUAGUCAGAAUUCCCAUCUGGUGACACACCAGAUUACUCACACAGGAGAGAAGCCCUUUGAAUGUCCUAUCUGUGGGAAAACCUUUAAUCAGAAUGGCAAUCUGGUGAUACACCAGAGGACUCACACAGGAGAGAAACCCUUUGAAUGUCCUAUCUGUGGGAAAACCUUUAAUCAGAAUUCCAAUCUGGUGAUACACCAGAGGACUCACACCGGAGAGAAACCCUUCAAAUGUCCUGAUUGUGGAAAAGGUUUUAGUCACAGUUCCAGCCUACGGACACACCAGAGGACUCACACAGGAGAGAAACCCUUUGAAUGUCUUUCCUGUAGGAAAUGUUUCUGUGUUCAUUCCAACCUGGUGAGACACCAGAGGACUCACACAGGAGAGAAACUCAUUGAAUCUCCUAUCUGUGGGAAAAGCUUUAGUGAUAAUUCCAGUCUUGUGAAACACCAGAGGACUCACACCGGAGAGAAACCCUUCAAAUGUCCUGAUUGUGGAAAAGGUUUUAGUCACAGUUCCAGCGUAAGGAAACACCAGAGGACUCACACAGGAGAGAAACCCUUUGAAUGUACUAUCUGUGGGAAAAGCUUUAGUCAGAAUUCCAAUCUGGUGACACACCAGAGGACUCACACAGGAGAGAAACCCUUUGAAUGUCCUAUUUGUGGGAAAAGUUUUAGUCAGAAUUCCAAUCUGGUGGCACACCAGAGGACUCACACAGGUUAGAAACCCUUUGAAUGUCUUUCCUGUAGGAAAGGUUUCUGUGAUCAUUCCAGCCUGGUGAAACACCAGAGGACUCACAAAGGUGAGAAACCAUUUGAAUGUCAUAUCUGUGGGAAAAGCUUUAGUGAUAAUUCUAAUCUAGUGAGACACCAGGACUCACACAGGAGAGAAACCCUUCAAAUGUCCUGAUUGUGGGAAAGGUUUUAGUCUGAGUUCCAGCCUAU
Thamnophis elegans (Western terrestrial garter snake) is the source of this 3683-nucleotide messenger RNA. Its product is annotated as zinc finger protein 2 homolog. The record is from RefSeq and is a predicted model, not a curated record. Lineage: Eukaryota; Metazoa; Chordata; Lepidosauria; Squamata; Natricidae. Gene Ontology annotation, biological process: regulation of immune system process; negative regulation of transcription by RNA polymerase II; regulation of cytokine production. The transcript is spliced from 2 exons. Bases 1441 to 3462 code for a protein of 673 amino acids.